UACCCAGAAUUCCGUUCGGCCGCCCUUUUCCGCCAUCUUUAUUCCCGUAUCCAGCAGAUUUUCUUGGACUGGUAACAGGAAUAAGAGUUGACAAUGCCUGGAAGGUUGUGGUGUAAAGCAAUCUUUGCUGGAUACAAGCGUGGCUUGAGGAACCAACGUGAGCAUACAGCACUGUUAAAGGUAGAGGGAGUCUACAGCCGUAAUGAAGUGGAUUUCUACCUGGGGAAACGCUGCGCCUACGUCUACAAGGCAAAAAAAACUACAGUGACUCCAGGUGGGAAGCCCAAUAAAACCCGUGUUAUCUGGGGUAAAGUCAUGCGUGCUCAUGGAAACAGUGGCAUGGUGCGUGCCAAGUUCACAAGCAACCUGCCACCCAAAGCCAUCGGCCACAGAAUACGCGUGAUGCUGUACCCCUCCCGUAUCUAAUGGGCUUCCCAAAACAUUGUUUAAUUAUAAUUAUAAUUAAUGCUAAUUAAAUAUAAUUAUAAUUAAUAA
Messenger RNA from Neoarius graeffei (lesser salmon catfish), 495 nucleotides. RefSeq names its product ribosomal protein L35a (gene rpl35a). The coding region runs from base 94 to 426 and encodes 110 amino acids. The record is from RefSeq and is a predicted model, not a curated record. Gene Ontology annotation, biological process: cytoplasmic translation; ribosomal large subunit biogenesis. Gene Ontology annotation, molecular function: structural constituent of ribosome. The transcript has 5 exons. Lineage: Eukaryota; Metazoa; Chordata; Actinopteri; Siluriformes; Ariidae. Gene Ontology annotation, cellular component: cytosolic large ribosomal subunit; ribosome.